Anguilla rostrata (American eel) is the source of this 2347-nucleotide messenger RNA. RefSeq names its product SLX1 homolog B, structure-specific endonuclease subunit (gene slx1b). The transcript has 6 exons. The record is from RefSeq and is a predicted model, not a curated record. The coding region runs from base 561 to 1361 and encodes 266 amino acids. Lineage: Eukaryota; Metazoa; Chordata; Actinopteri; Anguilliformes; Anguillidae. Gene Ontology annotation, molecular function: crossover junction DNA endonuclease activity; 5'-flap endonuclease activity. Gene Ontology annotation, cellular component: Slx1-Slx4 complex. Gene Ontology annotation, biological process: double-strand break repair via homologous recombination.
AAAAAUAUAUUGAAUUUCCCUUUUGGAAAAUGUAUUGGGAAAUAUCAGGCGAUAAUAUUAGGUCCUGAUACAUUUGACUGAUUGUAGCUGCUAGUCCACAGCUAUUUUUUACGGUCUCUGGCCCACAGAUCAUAUGAAUUAUUUGUUACCACGAUGUAGCAAUUCCUAUAAUAACGAUUAACUAGCAAGCUAAUGGUCUGUUCUCUGUACGGCGAAUUUCGAAAAAUGAACUUGAAUAACAAGCAAUCUAGUGCAAUCUUUUUGCUGUUUAGCCGUCUGAUAAGGUAACAUUCUUCUGCAGCGAUGACAAUGGGCAUUCAGACAUGUUUGCUGUUGACCGUUGGCUGAUGCCACUGACUUGUGUAACUUCGAUUUGUUUAGUUGGCUAGUUCGACACGUAGAUCUCGCGGAUCCCUCACAUCGCACGAAGACUAGCUCGCGGUUUAACUUUUUCAAGCUAAUGCGUUAUGAAAUUCUGUUCUUUUCUUUUUCAGAUAUUGUGUAAUUUACUGCGUGCCAGGAUAAAUCUCACAUGUGUUCUUCGUUUUCAGUAAUUUAAAAUGGUAGUGGAGGUGGAGAACUUCUUCGGUGUGUACAUGUUGUACUGCACUAAUCCCAAAUUCAAGGGUCGCAUUUACAUUGGCUUCACGGUGAAUCCAGAACGCCGGAUAGGGCAGCAUAACGCCGGGCGACACAGGGGUGGAGCUAAAAGGACCAGUGGAAGAGGACCAUGGGAAAUGGUUCUCAUCAUUCAUGGCUUUCCAUCGGACAUUGCAGCUUUGAGGUUUGAGUGGGCAUGGCAGCACCCCCACUCCUCCCGCCGCUUGGCCCACGUGGCUCGACGGACGCGCCGUGAGUCCAGCCUCCAGUUCCACUGGCGUGUGUUGUCGCACAUGUUACGGGCGGCGCCGUGGAACCGCCUACCACUCACUGCUCGCUGGCUGAGACAGGAGUACCAGCUAGACUUCGACCCCAGCCUCCAUCCCCCUCUGCACAUCCCUGUGGCUUUCGGUAGCGUGCGAGCCAAGAAGCAGUUACACGAAGCCCCUGGAGAGGAGCAGCUGGAGGAACAAAGACUGGAGACCUGCCUGCUGUGUCGGGAGACUGUACAUACUGUAGACAGGUUGUCCUGUUUACAUCACUUCUGUCAAAUGACUAGUCACAUGAUUUGCUUAGCCAAGCACUUUCUCAAGUCUGAGCCCACCCAUCUACUUCCUGUGGAAGGGGAAUGCCCUGGCUGUCAACAUUCUGUGCUAUGGGGUAGUCUGAUUCGUCAGAAGAAAGGCUGCUAUGGCGACUUGGAAGAAAUUACAGGAUCAUCAUCAUCCCAGAGCCAUUGGACAGAUGAACUGCAGAUCUGAAGAGAGCCUGUUCUGGCACAAAUGGUGCCAACAAGAAUUUAUUCCAUGCUAGACAGAUUUGAUGAUGACCCUCACAUUGUACAGAUUGUGCGCAUAGUGCAUGAGAAUGGUGUGGGUAAAUUGGACAAGGCAUUUGUCAGAAAUGUGUUUAUAACACUGAAAGAUGAAAUGGAAAACUGAGACAUGUCUUUUCAUAAAGGAAAUUAGGUUGUGAGACUCAAUAUUUUAAUUUUAAUAACAUUUUUUAAUGCACAUACCUUUUUAACAAGUGUAAGAGAUUACUUUUUAAAAACGAGGCAGCUACGAUGAUAUUACCAGUACCACUGUAAAAAAAAAAUGGAUUGUAUUUUUUAAAAAGAAUAAAAAGAACGUGAUUACAUCCAAAAUAAUUCAGUUUUAAUUAUAGCCUUACGCAUGAAGUCCAUAAGUCAGGACUGUUCAUUGUAUGUAUUCAGUAUCCUUUUGUCCUUUUCGGAUUACCAUUGUCCAACUGUGGUUGGUGGUUUAUACAGUACCAUUUUGUAUCAAUGGUAGUUCGCUGUUCCAGUAUUGCUAAUUACCGUAUUUGUCGCCAAACCUAAUAACAAUGGGGGCCCCUUGCUUGAGGGGUGCCUGACAGCGAGCUGACUAUCAGAGGUAUCGCCAGCUGUUGGAUGCACUGGUACACGGAAGGAAAGUCCACAUGCUGUGAUUUGGGAAUCUUCUGAGACAAGUCCAACGUGAAAUCUGUUGUUUCAAAGUUGCUGUAGACUUCGUAAAUUGGACAAAUGUUGGACAGACUGGCUAGUUACACAUAAGGGAUUUUUAAGCUUGUUCUCUCAGUAGCCAUUUUUUAAAAAUUCUAAAUAAUGCAGUAAACACGAUGAAUAUUGUUCUGUUAUGUUAGAAACAGUGCACCCAAGAAACUUCCCAGUGCCAUGCUGUAGCUGAGGCCCAGUUCUGUGGGUCCAACCCACAGAACAGUAACUUUAAACAAAAACAGAAAA